Molecule: messenger RNA, 4596 nt
Organism: Trichoderma virens Gv29-8
Lineage: Eukaryota; Fungi; Ascomycota; Sordariomycetes; Hypocreales; Hypocreaceae
Exons: 7
Coding region: 1-4398 (1465 amino acids)
Cellular component (GO): intracellular anatomical structure
Molecular function (GO): ATP binding; RNA binding
Source: RefSeq, a predicted model, not a curated record
AUGGCUGGCGCAAAGAAGAAGAAGAAGCCGGCUGCCAAUCCGGCGCGAGGCUUUGCGACGACCUCUGUUGCGUCCAAGCCUCGCCUGGAAAUAGUAGAGCCAGCAGGAUCUCCGUCCUCUUCGGGUGUCAAUACUCCCAAAACUGCUCCUCCAGCUGGAUCAGAAGCUACCCCGCCACCAUCGAAGCAAACCGAACAGAGUGGCGAGCAAACGACAACCAAGGAAGUCGUCCUGAGCCCCGAAGAGUUUGAACGACAGCUCGAAGAAUCCGAAUUACAGCUGUUUGUAGAAAAGUACUCUCAGAAAGUCAAGCGAGAUGCUCAACGCCAGUGCUCCCGAUUGGAGACCGAUCGACGCCUGCUUCGCAGCCAGGCUGAAAAUAUCAACACGCAAAAAUGGCUGCCUCGGGAAUUGAUGGAUCAUAUCCUCGACCUAAUCAAGGCGGAAAGUCGGUUCUAUGCAUCAAGCCUGUCCUCUGAAAAUGCUGGACCUGGGAAGAUGCCAUCCGAAGAAGAUCUGGUGUCACGCAUCUGGACUUUGCAACAGACUCUCUCGGGGGCUGCCUUUUCUGAUAAUAUCGUCGAAAGCGCUAUACAGCAUAUCUUGGAUAUCACACCAAACAUAUCAGCUGCUCCUCGAGACUAUAUAUGGGGUCUAGAAGAAGCUCUCGAAUGGCUCGCUCGUGAAUCUCCGCUUGAAGAUCUCCCUACGUACAGAAAUAGGACCAAAACAGUUCCCAAAGACGCUGCUGAUGGUGCAUCCGGCCCUCCAUCUCGCACGAGUACUCCCAAAUUAAACGCAACUCAAGCCAGCCGCACUGAGAAAAGCAACGCACCGAAUAGCCGCCCUGGCAAGGCCCGGGCGUCUCCAAUUGCUACAUUCGAUGGUGAAAUUGAACCAGAGGAUUUGAUACCGGAAUACAUUGCCACAAAGGCAAAAUUACUCGAGUUAGGCCAUCUAGAAAAAGGAGCGCAAUCUAAAUCCACCAAGCAGCAGACAAAGGAAAACGAGACGGACAUGGCAGCAGUGGCUUACCUGGAAUCGAAACUUAAAACUAUAGAAUCUGAUGUUCUGUUUGACAAAUUCUUGGCAGAGCAACAAUGGAAGAAAGAGAAAGUCGUUCUGGAAAAGCAACUCGCUUUAGCUAGGAAGAAUGCUGCCACUGACUCAAACGACCAGCCGCAACCUGAAGACCCCACACCCACGUCAGAAAUGGACGACGAUAUCACUGCUAUAGCUGAGAAGAUGGCUAAGGAUAUCCUCGCCGAGGGAAAUGAUGACGACGACAUCGUGGGUCUAUUCGAAUCCCUCCCACAGAGCGAGGUCGACCCGACCACUGGGAAGCUCCAGACCGUAGUCAACUCUUCGGAUGGAGUACGGCUUGUUAUUCGAGAAUUUGCCAAGUGGACGGGAUAUACAGUUAUUUCCGAGGCUUCGUUUGCUAAUCGUCAUUCAGUGGACAUUUCGUGGUCAAAGCCGCAGGACCCUGCCCAGAUUGUGGCCAGCGCGGAUGUUGAAGCAGUGGUUGAUCCUUCUCACUUCAGGUUUACUAUGACCAAAGUUGCUACACCAGACACGAAGCAAUCAGAGGCCUAUGUUGCCACAGCAGCGCUGUUCCACAUAUUUAAUGGCAAUCCCAAGGAAGAAAAAGUGAAUCUCAGACUUCCGACUGUCUGGCGAGACUUUUGGUCUGAGAUGGCCGAAGCUAAAAAAGGCCAUUUUGAUGCGCAGGAUCGAUUAGCUGUGAAACAACUCAAGGCUCUUGUCCGUCAAAGGCAUGAUCAGGAACUUGAGGAUGGUGUUGUUCUACAGGGGGCGUUCCGGGGUCGCAAUAAUGCCAAGGCUUCACCAGAAACUGCUGAAUCAGGACAUGUCGAGCGAUCAAAGCACAUUGAGAGUGAUGACAAUUUGAUAAAGUUGUGGGCAUCAAAGUCGAGCAGGAAGAAAUAUGCAGCAAUGCUAGAAUAUCGAGUACAGCUUCCCAUGUGGAAAUUCAAAAACCAUGUUCUGGAUGCUGUGGAUAAUAAUCAAGUGAUAAUAAUCUGCGGAGAAACCGGCUGCGGCAAAAGUACACAAGUCCCAGCGUUUUUGCUGGAGCACGAGCUGUCGCAAGGCAGGCCGUGUAAAAUAUAUUGUACGGAGCCUCGACGGAUUUCUGCAAUAUCCCUGGCUCGUCGAGUAAGCGAAGAGUUAGGCGAUGAAAGGGGUGACUUGGGAACCUCUAGAUCCCUCGUUGGCUAUUCCAUCCGCCUUGAAUCAAACACGUCUAAAGAAACGCGGCUUGUAUAUGCUACUACAGGAAUCGUUAUGAGAAUGCUUGAAGGUUCAAACGACCUUGGCGAAGUCACACACCUAGUACUCGAUGAGGUCCAUGAGCGCUCCAUUGAUAGCGAUUUUCUUCUCAUCGUUCUUAAACGCCUCCUGAAGCGCCGGAAAGACUUGAAGGUUAUUUUGAUGUCUGCUACUGUUGAUGCAGAGCGGUUUUCUGCGUAUCUGGGUGGUGCGCCGGUUCUAAACGUCCCAGGGAGAACAUUCCCAGUCAUGGUCCGCUACCUGGAAGAUGCUGUUGAGCUUACUGGCUAUGCUCCCAACAAUUCGGAAUCUGAUCGGCUUGUUGAUCUCGAUGACGAUGCAGUCGAGACCGAAGUAGAGGGCCUAAAAUCAGAGAUGGCACAGAGCCUCGCAGGCUAUUCAACCAGAACCAAAACUGUUCUCGCUCAGAUGAAUGAAUACCAGAUCGACCUCGACCUCAUUGUGGAACUGAUCGCUCGAGUUUCUACAGAUGAAUCGCUCCAGCAGUACAGUAAUGCAGUCCUGGUCUUCUUACCCGGAAUUGCAGACAUAAGAUCAUUGAAUGAUAUGCUAUUGGGAGACCCUCGAUUUUCCGCGGGUUGGCUUGUUUACCCUCUACACUCUACGAUCGCCAUGGAGGACCAAGAGGCGGCUUUUCUUGUGCCACCUCAAGGUAUGCGAAAAAUCGUGUUGGCGACCAAUAUCGCAGAGACUGGAAUUACCAUUCCAGAUGUUACCUGCGUCAUUGACACAGGCAAACACCGCGAAAUGAGAUUUGACGAGAAGAAGCAGCUUUCCAGGUUAAUUGAUACAUUCAUAUCAAGAGCCAAUGCGAAGCAACGAAGAGGACGUGCUGGUCGUGUGCAGAAUGGGCUGUGUUUCCACAUGUUCUCCCGGUACAGGCACGAUACUCUUAUGAGCGAUCAGCAAACUCCAGAGAUGCUCCGGCUCUCCUUGCAAGACUUGGCCAUACGAGUCAAGAUCUGUAAGAUAGGCGGUAUCGAAGAGACUUUAGGCGACGCUUUGGACCCUCCCUCGGCAAAAAAUAUACGUCGAGCUGUUGACGCGCUUGUGGAUGUGCGAGCCUUGACUGGUACAGAAGAUCUCACCCCUCUUGGCUACCAAUUGGCAAGAUUACCUUUGGAUGUCUUUUUGGGAAAGCUCAUUCUCUUGGGGUCUGUAUUCAAAUGUCUGGACAUGGCCAUUACUGUCGCGGCGAUCUUAUCGUCUAAAUCGCCUUUUUCCGCCCCCUUUGGACAGCAAGCGCAAGCAAAUAAUGCGAGAGCAGCUUUCCGCCGUGCGGAUUCGGAUGUCCUUACAACUUACAAUGCAUACCUGGCAUGGAAGCGAGUAUGCCAAGCGAAUGGAAAUCUUGGAAAAGAAUUCCAAUUCUGCAGAAAGAAUUAUCUAAAUCAGCAGACGCUCACUAACAUAGAAGAUCUAAAGGGACAACUGUUGACGUCUCUGGCUGACUCCGGAUUCCUGUCCUUGACGGAGGAAGAGCGGCGGGCUUUAUUAAAGCUUCGAUUUUCCUCCGGAGGUCGCGGUCGUCGUCAGCAGCAAUUUGUCGAGGUACCCCAACGAGUCAAUCUCAACAGCGACAACGAUGUUGUGUCGACUUCCGUUAUUGCAUGGAGCUUCUAUCCUAAGCUCCUCGUGAGAGAUGCGCCUGGUUCCAAGGGGCUCCGCAAUAUAGGAAACAACCAAUCUAUCAGCCUUCACCCCAGCUCUGUCAACCGUGGACUGUUCGAGAUCAAAUGGCUGUCGUAUUAUACUAUAAUGCAAACCAAAUCGAUUUAUCGCGCACAUGAAACCAGUGCCGCAGAACCCUUCGCGAUAGCACUGCUGUGUGGUGACGUACGAUGCGAUCUGUAUUCUGGCGUCAUAGUGUUGGAUGGUAACCGGGGUCGCUUUGCUGUUCCGGACUGGAAAACAAUGCUCGUCAUUAAAGUCUUACGCACGAGAUUGCGAGAACUACUUACGAGAACCUUCAAGCAACCCGGCAAACUGCUCACUGCACAACAAGAAAAAUGGUUUGAUGUGUGGCAGCGUCUAUUUUCCCAGGACUUCAAUCAAGACAAGACUGUCAACACCGUCAGUCUGUAAUAGACUUGGGCCUGAAUAGAGAGCAUUGCAUUUGGAGCUGGUUCAUAGAGGCUAGCCACAGAAUAUAGACAUACUAGGGCACAUACACCUGGGGCAUUGGGAUAGGUACAACCGCUUGGGCGAAAUGGCAAUUUCGGAGCAAGAUAACAAGGCAAUACUAGGUUUGGAACUUGAUAGACUUGAUUUUGUCAUUUCGGU